AUGGAAAUCCCAAGAUUUCACAUGCCAAAUCCAACCACAUGUCCAGAUUGUCAUGCCCGUUUGUUCUCUCAUGAAACAUCUGAAAUGUGUUGCUUACGUGGAAAGCUUGCUCUACCAUUGGCACCGUCCCCUCCUGAAAUGACUGAGCUUUUUUGCAACCAAUCUGCCGAGGGAAGACAUUUUAGGCAGAAUAUACGAGCUUACAACCACAUUUUUGCCUUCACUUCAAUGGGAGUUCAUGUUUACGAAAACCUAGCAACAGGAAGACGUGGUAUUUACACAUUUCGUGCUCAAGGUUCCAUAUAUCAUAAGAUUGGAAGUCUUUUGCCUAUUAGAGAUAGUAGACCGAGAUUCCUACAAAUGUAUAUAUAUGACACAGCUCAUGAAAUAGACAAUCGAAUGAGAGAAAGUGAAGCACUAAACAGAGAUGUGGUUGAAAAAAUCCAACAAAUCUUGAAUCAAUAUAAUCCAUUUGUGCAAACAUUUCACCACCUUGUGCAACGUCAAGAUUUGCAAAGUUGUAGAUUGAUUAUCAAAGAGCAGCCCGCGAAUCAACGACAAUAUUGUUUACCGUCUGCAUCUCAGGUUGCUGCAAUCAUAGUAGGUGGUGAAGGAUCAGAAAACAUUAGAGGUCGAGAUAUUGUUGUGCAAACUACAGAUGGUCAACUUAAGAGUAUCAAAGACUGUGUCGGCUACUAUGACCCUUUACAAUAUCCAUUGUUGUUACCUUAUGGAACAUAUGGAUGGGAUGUGAAUACUCGAAAUAACAACAGCAGAAAAGUGACAUGUUGUGACUAUUAUUCGUAUCUUCUUCAGAUCCGUCAACACGACGAAUCGCUUCUACUUCGUGGUGGCCGCCUAUUGCAACAAUAUGUAGUUGAUAAUUACAUCAAGAUCGAAUCACAAAAGCUUAGAUGGAUGCGUAAUAAUCAACACACAAUUCGAUCUGAAUUUUAUCGAGGACUGCAAGACUCAUUAAUUGCAGGACAAAAUAAUGCAGGAGACGUCGGUCGUCGUAGGACUAUAUUACCAUCAUCUUUUGUUGGUAGUCCCCGAGACAUGUAUCAAAGGUAUCAAGAUGCAAUGACUUUGGUUCAAAAAUAUGGAAGACCAGAUAUUUUCCUAACAAUGACAUGUAAUCCAACUUGGGAAGAAAUAAGUGAUGAGCUACUACCUGGCCAAACACCACAAGAUCGACCAGAUUUGCUUACAAGGGUUUUUCGUGCAAAAUUUGAAGAGUUGAAGAAUGAUGUUAUAAAAAAAGGUGUUUUAGGCAAAGUUCUUGCAUAUGUAUAUGUCAUUGAGUUUCAAAAGCGCGGUCUCCCCCAUGUUCACAUGCUUCUCAUGUUAGAAGAAAAUGAUAAGCUUAAUAGUCCAGAUGAUUAUGAUCAGGUGGUACGGGCUGAAAUACCAAAUCCAAAUGAAGAGCCUGAAUUGUAUGGUGCCGUCUUAAGGCAUAUGAUACAUGGUCCAUGUGGAAUACACAAUUCACGGUCACCCUGUAUGAAACGUGGUAGCUGUAAACGAAAUUAUCCUAAGCCAUUUGCACCAACUACAGUUCAAGGAAAUGAUUCUUAUCCAGUCUAUUGUAGAAGAGACAAUCAUGAUCCAAUCCCAUUAGAUCAUAAUGCAUGUAUAAUGGUGGAUAAUCGGUGGGUCAUUCCGUAUAACUCAUGGCUACUCCUCAGAUAUGAUUGUCAUAUUAAUGUUGAGAUUUGUUGCAGCAUUAAGAGUGUUAAGUAUCUGUACAAAUAUGUUUACAAAGGUCCCGACCGAGUAGCUUUUGAAGUCCAUCAUGAACCUAUUCAAGAUGAAAUAAAGCAGUUUGUUGAUGCAAGAUGGGUUUGUGCACCUGAAGCUUUAUGGAGAAUAUUCAAAUUUGUAACUAAUCGACUUUAUCCAUCGGUGGAACGAUUACAAAUUCAUCUUCCUGAAGGACAAACUAUUCUUUUUUACCCUCACCAAAGAGUAGCAGAUAUUUUGGCAGAUGACACUAACUCGAUGACUAUGCUGACAGAGUUUUUUACCAAGAAUACCACUUGCCCGGAAGCCCGACAAUACUUAUACCGGGAAUUCCCUGAACGGUUCAAAUGGAGUCAAAGAGAUAAACUCUGGAGUGAGAGGAUGAAUAACCAUAAAGUUAUUGGCCGGAUAUAUGCAGUCUCGCCGAAUGAGGGUGAAAAAUUCUACUUACGCAUUCUUCUUAAUCAUGUUAGAGGACCAACAUCAUUUGAGAAUUUAAGAACAGUCAAUGACAUUGUACAACCAACAUUUAAGAAGGCAGUGGAACAACGAGGUUUGCUAGAAGAUGAUGAUAGCAUCAGACAGUGUCUCUGUGAAGCCACUAACAUUCACAUGCCGUCAGCUUUGCGAAGGUUGUUUGUUACCAUCUUAGUUUAUUGUGAGCCACAUGGAGUAAGAAGAUUAUGGGAUGAAUUUCAUUCAUUUAUGGUGGAAGAUUAUUCUGUUUCAAGUACCACAAAUAAUACUUCUAUCUUGAACAAGCUUUUGCAAGACUUGAACGGACUAUUAGUGCAACAUAGUAAGUCUGUAUCUGAUUACGAUUUACCACAAAUAACACAAGAUUGUGUUAGAGACAACACAAUUCCAAGGAUAAUACAAGAUGAAGUUUCACUUGACAUCUCUGAAGCAGACCUCAAUGCGGUACAAAAUCUAAAUGAAGACCAAAUGGCAGUGUAUAACUCGAUUGUGUCUGCUAUUGAACAACGAGACAAUGCCAUAUUUUUUGUGGAUGGUCCCGGAGGGACAGGAAAGACAUACUGA
Messenger RNA from Pyrus x bretschneideri (Chinese white pear), 2784 nucleotides. RefSeq lists its product as uncharacterized. Lineage: Eukaryota; Viridiplantae; Streptophyta; Magnoliopsida; Rosales; Rosaceae. The record is from RefSeq and is a predicted model, not a curated record. The transcript is spliced from 3 exons. The coding region runs from base 1 to 2784 and encodes 927 amino acids.